AUGGUGGAAACAAAACUGAACAAUGCGCGCGAUGCCUUGACGGAAAAGCUGCGUGCAGUCCGAAACACAGAUGUACCACAGAUUCCUUUGGCACACAAAUCGGAGUCGCCCACAGGGCCAGGCGACAACGAUCCCUUCCAAGGCGCGAUGGACCCGCUCGUAGUCGCCCACCCGGACCUAAAUGCGCCACUGCCCAAGAAGCGUAUCGUGACUCAGAGCAAUCUGGACCACUUUGCACAUUCACAAGCGUUUGCAGAAAUACUUGGCAUGAUCCGAAGCUGCAACGAGUAUGUGAAAGGACGCAAAUUGACCGACAAUAUCCAACUCAGUGCCCCUGUCGAACGCAUUCUCGAUAUUGUGGACAAAGUGCGUGCGCUGGUGGACGAGACGCCGCGCGACACGGACUCUGCAUCAACAUCAAGAUUUGGAAACCCCGCAUUCCGUACGCUGUACCGCAAGGUCGUGGAUGCCACCGAUACCCUUCUCCAAACCAUUCCUGGCCUCGAGAAUGGCGACGAUCCUGCGUACCAAGAACGCCUGCGCAAAGAGCUUGCAGUAUACUUUUACGAAAGCUGGGGCAACGCAAAGCGUAUCGACUACGGCAGCGGCAUGGAGCUUAAUUUUUUGUGCUGGCUGCUUGGUUUGACCAAACUUGGCAUUCUGCAACUUGCCCGUGACGCCGAAGCGAUCGUGCUGCGCGUCUUUUGGAAGUAUAUUCAAGUGAUGCGUGUGGUUCAGCAGACAUACUGGCUCGAGCCGGCAGGAAGCCAUGGCGUGUGGGGCCUGGACGACUACCACUUUUUGCCGUUUCUUUGGGGCGCUGGCCAACUGGUAGGCCACCCGUAUUUGAAACCCAAGUCAAUACACGACGUCGAGGUACUCGACGAGUUUGCGCCCGAUUACAUGUAUUUUGCAUGCAUCCACGCGAUCAACUCGGUCAAGACAGAGUCGCUGCGCUGGCACUCACCCAUGCUUGACGAUAUCUCCGAUGUGCGGUCGUGGGCAAAGGUGGAUCAAGGCAUGGUGAAAAUGUAUCGCGUGGAAGUCUUGUGCAAGCUGCCGAUUGCUCAGCACAUGUACUUUGGUACUUUACUUGACUAUGGUGCGCCGGAUACGGGCUCGGAGGACGUCGAGGAGGACGAGCACGGUCAUUUAGUGCAUGCUGGCUCGGUGCCCCAUGGCCAUAGAGUGCAUGGGCACGGCGAAGGGCAAGGUGCAGGUUGGGGCGAUUGCUGUGGUAUUCCCAUCCCUAGUGUAUUUGCUGCGGCAGAGCAGAACAAAGCACAGGCAGGACGUGUAGCAAGCACACCAAUUCGCCGUAUUCCGUUUGACUAG
Malassezia vespertilionis is the source of this 1335-nucleotide messenger RNA. It is a transcript of the gene RRD2, whose product is annotated as Serine/threonine-protein phosphatase 2A activator 2. The transcript has a single exon. The coding region runs from base 1 to 1335 and encodes 444 amino acids. Gene Ontology annotation, cellular component: protein phosphatase type 2A complex; cytoplasm; nucleus. NCBI's taxonomy places the organism in Eukaryota, Fungi, Basidiomycota, Malasseziomycetes, Malasseziales, Malasseziaceae. The record is from RefSeq and is a predicted model, not a curated record. Gene Ontology annotation, molecular function: protein tyrosine phosphatase activator activity; peptidyl-prolyl cis-trans isomerase activity. Gene Ontology annotation, biological process: mitotic spindle organization.